Messenger RNA from Puma concolor (puma), 767 nucleotides. The record is from RefSeq and is a predicted model, not a curated record. NCBI's taxonomy places the organism in Eukaryota, Metazoa, Chordata, Mammalia, Carnivora, Felidae.
GCUCGCUUUCCCAAGAUGGCGGCCGCUAAGGACGGUUGUGGAUUAGGAGAAGUGGCCGCAGGGAACGGCCGGCGGCUCCACCUGGGGAUUCCUGAGGCCGUGUUUGUGGAAGAUGUGGAUUCCUUCAUGAAACAGCCUGGGAAUGAGACUGCAGAUAUAGUACUGAAGAAGCUGGAUGAACAGUACCAGAAGUAUAAGUUUAUGGAGCUCAAUCUUGCUCAAAAGAAAAGGAGGCUGAAAGGUCAGAUUCCUGAAAUUAAGCAGACAUUAGAAAUUCUAAAAUACAUGCAGAAGAAAAAAGAGUCCACCAGCUCACUGGAGACUAGAUUCUUACUGGCGGAUAACCUGUAUUGCAAGGCUUCAGUUCCUCCUACUGAUAAAGUGUGUCUGUGGUUGGGGGCUAAUGUGAUGCUUGAAUAUGAUAUUGAUGAAGCCCAGGCAUUGUUGGAAAAGAAUUUAUCGACUGCUACAAAGAAUCUUGAUUCCCUUGAGGAAGACCUUGACUUUCUUCGAGAUCAAUUUACUACCACAGAAGUCAAUAUGGCCAGGGUUUAUAAUUGGGAUGUAAAAAGAAGAAACAAAGAUGAUUCUACCAAGACCAAAGCAUAAUGCUGGCAAUUUAAAAUGUGGUUCAGUUUUCAAAACAUGUUAUUUUAAGUACCCCAAAGUUUAUCCCUAAAGGUUGACAUUACUUUGACUGAUUUUUUUGAACAGUAAGAGCGGUAGUUAAAACUUUAAAAAACAAGAUAAACAUUUUAUUAUAAAAA